This is a messenger RNA of Dermatophagoides farinae (American house dust mite), 2180 nucleotides long. RefSeq names its product mitochondrial tRNA methylthiotransferase CDK5RAP1. Lineage: Eukaryota; Metazoa; Arthropoda; Arachnida; Sarcoptiformes; Pyroglyphidae. Gene Ontology annotation, biological process: negative regulation of cyclin-dependent protein serine/threonine kinase activity; tRNA modification. The record is from RefSeq and is a predicted model, not a curated record. Gene Ontology annotation, cellular component: mitochondrion; cytosol. Gene Ontology annotation, molecular function: tRNA-2-methylthio-N(6)-dimethylallyladenosine(37) synthase activity; 4 iron, 4 sulfur cluster binding.
GGAAUAAACGAGUCAUGCUAAUGAAUGAAUGGUGAAAAAUCCGAUUUACUUAUUCACCACCAUUGAUCAUUUGAUCAUAAUGAUGAUUUUUUUUGUAGUAGAGAUUACAAGGAAAUGAUCAACAAAAAAGCUAUUCAUCAUUCACUGGGUGAUGUGGCCGAUUGUAUGCUAUUCUAACCUAGCUAUGUACCGUGUAUAACACACGAAACCUGUGCGGUCUAAAUAGUCAUCAUACGCAAUCAUGUGGUCUUUUUUAUUGUUUACAAGAAUUGAUUUUUGUUUUGUUUUUGAUUAAGAAAAAAAUUCUUAAAGAAUCGAAAAUUUUAUUAAGGAUAAUGAUGCUAAAUUUAAAAUUCAUUCAAAAAUAUCGACAUCUAAACAUGUCAAUGUCACUAAUGGUACGGAAUUUUUGUUCACAACAAAAAAAUGAAUCGAAUCGUAGAAAAAUCGACGGACCUGAUUUACAGCAUUUUUUACGUCAAGCUGAACAUUCGAAACGGCUGCCGCCAUUUGUGAUGAAAUGGGAUAAUGAACCAUACAUUGAACCGAAAAGUUUAUCUGGAAAUAAUAGCAAAGUUUUUAUCAAAACAUAUGGCUGUCAAAUGAAUGUUAAUGAUACAGAGAUUGCUUCAACUAUACUUGAACAGUAUGAUUAUAAAAUUGUCACCAGUAUUGAUGAUGCAGAUAUUGUUUUAUUAAUGACAUGUGCUAUACGUGAAAAUGCCGAAAAUAAAGUAUGGUCCAAAUUAUAUGAAUUGGAUAAAGUAAAACGUAUGGGUCAACUGAAAAAAUUUGGUCUACUUGGUUGUAUGGCUGAACGUUUGAAGAAGAAAAUCGUUGAACAAUUGCCAUCUAUUGAUGUUGUUGCCGGACCAGAUAGUUAUCGAUAUUUACCCAAAUUAUUGGCAAUAAAUUCCUUAAAUGGACAAAGUGCUAUUAAUGUAUUAUUAUCAUUGGAUGAAACAUAUGCAGAUGUAAUACCGAGGAAUCAAUCUGGACAUUCAGCGUAUGUAUCGAUAACACGUGGAUGUAAUAAUAUGUGUUCAUAUUGUAUUGUACCAUAUACACGUGGUCGUGAACGUUCCAGAUCUAUUGAUUCGAUAUUGAGAGAAGUUGAACAUAAAAUUAAUUCCGGUAUCAAAGAGAUUAUAUUGCUUGGACAAAAUGUAAAUAGUUAUCGUGAUUAUAGUAUUCAUAAUCAUAAUGAUGAUGAUGAUGAUCAAUCAUCGCAUCAACCAUCAUUAGCUGAUGGAUUUAAAACAUUGUAUCGUUUAAAAUCUGGUGGUGCUGGUUUCGAUGAAUUAUUACGGCAAGUUGCCCGCAUAAACCGCAAUGUUCGUAUUCGUUUUACAUCACCACAUCCAAAAGAUUUUAAUGAUUCCGUUUUACGUGUGAUUGCUGAUCAUUCGAAUAUUGCUAAAGGAUUGCAUUUACCUGUACAAAGUGGAUCGAAUUUCGUUCUAGAACGAAUGCGUCGUGGUUAUACACGUGAAGCAUAUUUACAACUAGUCAAACGUAUACGUCAUUAUAUACCGGAUUGUGGCCUAAGUAGUGAUUUUAUUUGUGGAUUCUGUGAUGAAACCGAUGAUGAUCAUCGACAAACCAUCGAAAUCAUACAGAAUGUUGGUUAUUAUAUCGCCUAUAUAUUUGCAUACAGUAUGCGUGAUAAAACAUAUGCAUACCAUCAUCUUAAUGAUAAUGUACCACAAUCAAUUAAAAUUCAACGAUUAAUCGAAUUGAAUCAAGUUUAUCGUCAAUUAUCCAACGAGAUGAAUCGACAAUUAAUCGGACAAAGACAAUUGAUACUUGUUGAAGGUAUAAGUAAAAAAUCAUCUCAAGAUGUAUAUGGCCGUAAUGAAGCAAAUCAAAAAGUUAUUAUACCAAAAUCAAAUAAUCAAACAACAAACGAUAUUGGUGGUUAUGAUAUUGGUGAUUUUUUAGAUGUUCAAAUCACUGAUUCAACACCGGUAACAUUAAUGGCCCGACCAAUUCGCAAAACAUCGAUUACAGAAUUUUAUGAAUGAUGAAUUUUAAUUUGACUAUAUUUGUAAAUUUUUGUCUACAAAAAACAAUACGAGAUCACAGAAUUUGAUAUGGCAUUUAUUCUCUCUAUUCAUGUUUGUAUAAAAAUUGUUCCUUUUUUUUGUCCACUAUCAUUGAAUAAAACAUUUCUCCAAUGA